AUGGAGGAGCGGGAGCGGGGGGCGAGGUCGGCUCGCGCUGGGAGCCCCGUGCGCCCGCCCAGUCCGCGGCUGGAUGUCAGCUCUGACAGCUUCGACCCGCUGCUGGCUCUGUACGCUCCCCGCCUGCCUCCCAUACCCUACCCCAACGCCCCCUGCUUCAACAACGUGGCCGAAUACGAGAGCUUCCUCAGGACCGGGGUCCGGGGCGGCGGGCGCGGGCGCGGGCGGGCUCGGGGCGCGGCCGCGGGCUCGGGGGUUCCCGCCGCUCCCGGGCCCUCGGGCAGGACUCGCCGCCGUCCGGACGCGCCCGCUCCGGACCCCGAGCGCAUCCAGCGCCUCCGCCGUCUCAUGGUGACCAAAGAGGAAGGGGACGGGGCCGCCGGAGCGGGCCGGAGGGGUCCGGGUAGGAGCAGGAAGGCGCCGCGCAACGUGCUCACGCGAAUGCCCUUGCAUGAAGGCAGCCCUCUGGGUGAACUCCAUCGCUGUAUCCGGGAGGGGGUGAAGGUGAAUGUUCACAUCCGCACUUUCAAGGGACUUCGGGGCGUCUGUACAGGCUUCCUUGUUGCAUUUGACAAGUUCUGGAAUAUGGCACUUACUGAUGUCGACGAGACCUACCGAAAACCUGUCCUAGGCAAAGCGUAUGAACGCGAUUCUUCACUGACUCUCACUAGGCUAUUUGAUCGGCUGAAACUUCAAGAUUCCUCCAAGAAGGAAGCAGAUUCUAAGUCUGCAGUUGAAGAUUCCACUCUGUCCAAAUACUCACAGACAUCCACUUGGAAGUUGGCUUCAGUGUGGGGAAGAGGAGACACUGACCGGGGCUCACACAAGCGUUCCCGCUCUGUCCCUUCUUCCCUGCAGGCCUCUGCAAGGGAGGAGUCCAGGUCAGAGCUGUCAGGGAGGACUACACGGACAGAAGGCUCCAGUGUGGGAGGUACCUUUUCCAGGGCUACCACCCUUUCCAGAAGCCAGUCCCGUAAGAAAAAGCGAAAGCCCAAAGUGGAUUACCAGCAGGUAUUCACUCGACACAUAAAUCAGAUUUUCAUUCGAGGCGAGAAUGUCCUGCUGGUUCAUCUUGCACAGUGAAUAGCUCAGCCUGAGCUUUGGUUUUUAGAAAUAAAGUGCAUGAAUUGCUGCUGUAUCCUAGUAUCCCAGUGAAACUCUGAGUUGGAAUGAUUCCCUCUGGUCCUGCCUAUGCAGAGGACAGAGCAGGCUCAGCCCUCUGGAAGGUGAGCUUAAGGGGAGAACAGGCCUUGGGAGGGCAGGUGUAUGCAUUAAUAUCAAGGCAAAAAGCAUACAUAGAUACAUGCAUUCGAUUUGGUGUCCUGAUUUACUUCAGACCCUGAAACCAAAUAGCUGAUCUUCCAUUAGGGGUGGCAAUAUGAGUACAAUUUACUUUUCAGAGACUAUAGGGGAAAAAAUAGUCUCAAAAAGAAGUAUUGCAUGUCCAAAAGCUAGUGCCCUGAGUACUCAUGAAUUCGAUUCUAAGAGAAGCGGUGUAAAUCGGCUUGAAGCUCUGCAUCCACAUCUUCUAACCUUUGAAUUUUGCCCAACAUGUUUCUCUCUUGAUGAAUAAAUGAAAUGUAUUAUCUUUGAAUAUCUACAAGAUUAGGAAAGUUACCAGCUUAUGUAGGGGUGAAAUUUGGAUAGGUGUUAUGCUCAAAGAAGCCAAAUGAGUGCUCUCUUCUGAUCCUUCUUAUGAUGGAAAGGAGUAUAGGACUUCCUCAGUCUUCCCCUUACCAGAGGUAGCCUCUGCAAAUGGCAUACCAGAUGGGACUCUAAGAUUCCUGUGUGGUGGCUUGUCCUUCUCUCUGACUUCUGUGGCAUGGUGCUAGCGCAUGUACCCUGUGGUGUUGGCUCUCUGUCCGUAGUGUGAACUGUCCUGUGAGCUUUAUGUCAGGAGACUGUAACCUUCAUGUCCAUCUUCAAAGAGUUCAUGAACUCAGUAAUACACAUCGCACGGCCGAGAGUCCCCUUUCCAGGCAGGGCCAGCCUUGUGUACAAUAUCUUUCAGAAUAUGGUUUUACCACGAAACAGGGGUGGUAGAUUUAUUCCCUGUGUCAGGCCAAAGAAGUUCUUACAAAGUACAGUGGGUAGUGUCUAAAGGGACACUUUACUCACAGCCUGGCUUGAGUAACAGGAACACCACAGCACCUACAAAUACUUCUACUUGAAUCAUAUUCUAUGCUUUUCAAUCAUUAGUGCAGAAUAGCUGCAUCUUGACACAGACUGUUAGGCAAUAUUGAUUUUUUUGUUUUGUUUUUAUUUGGUUUUAUCUGAGAUAACUUUUGUUCAAGGUGAGAAUAAGAAAUAGCCAACUAGUUACAAUGUAUGAAAAGAAAACGUUCCCCUGCUGUAUUUGUUGUGUAACAUAAAUAAGCCUUCUGAGAAGCAGGGUGAAUAAAGUUUAGGGAGCUGGGACACCUGGUCCUUCUGCUGGCUGGACCACUGGCUCAUCGUGCAAUGAAAGGUGAGCAGACUUAACCCCUCCGUGCCUCAGCUUUUUCCCCACAGACACCUACCUCACAGGGGCAUUGAGACAAAAAAAUAAAGGAAGGCAUUUUACAGUCUCUGAACAUGUUUAAGUGCCAUGAGUAAUUUUUCCUGACUCUAUUUCAUAGCUUUGUAAGAAUUCUGUGUCUUAUGAGCCAGGCAGGUGCAACAUAAAAAAGUAAUCUUAGGUGUCAUAGUUAUGGCCCUGUUGUAACUAUCUUCAGAAGCAGCAAUACCUUCUGGAACUGUUCCAUAUUCCGUACCUUCUUCCUAAGGGACAGUGGAAGUUCUCAGAAGAGUAUCUUCAGUAAGAGGACAGUAACCUUUUUUUUGCUGCUCCUGCUAUAUCCAAGGUCUCACCCUUUUCUGAUCAUUGUCAGAAAGAAUCCCCUAAACUUUUCAAGGGGUUUUUAUGAUAGCACCAAAUGGAGAAUGAGCAUCUAAAAAUGACAUAUCCCCAAAGGGAAAUCUGUGGAUGUUUGUUUACUUGUUUUUAUUUUUAAAUGCAUUGUAAAGUAUACUCUAGAGCCAGAUCAGAUGCACUAAAGUUUAAUCUUUGGAAUCUGCCAGUCUAAAUUCUAAGUCGUGUAUCUGAAAUCUCAGUUCCCAAAAUAGUUGUCUUGUUUAAUCAUCAGGCAACAUUGCGUAUACCCCUGUGGCUAUCCUCAUCUGCCUGCCCUCUCAUUCCUCAGCUAGAAUGAUGUACUUUUAUUUUCCCAGUAAGAUAGAAAUUUGGAAUCAAAAGGAAUAUAAUCAGUUUUCAUUCAUUCCAGUGCCUAGUUAAAUCUAACCUGAUUUAUUUUAAACAUAUGCCUGUUUUUAUGUUUACAUAUAAUUUUCAUAUAGCCGUAUAAGGAUUGAUUUACUAUUUUCUGCCCAACAUGACAAUUCUGGCUAUGAAAAUUAUGUUUUAAACUGUGUAUGAUUUGUUUUAUGUGCUGUGUGUUCCCAUUUAUUUGUUGGAUCUGAACAGUGGUUCUGGAAUGAAUUCUGUCUAAUAAAUGUGCUAUUUUGUAUAAAGCAUGAUAAUUAUUUUUUAACAGAAUUUUUCUUUUAAAGAUUGUACCCUUUUUCUUUUCUUUUCUUUUUUUCUUUUUUUUUUUUUGAGAUGGAGUUUUCAUUCUUGUUGCCUAGGCUGGAGUGCAAUGGUGCAAUCUAGGCUCACUGCAACCUCUGCCUCCCGGGUUCACGUGAUUCUCCUGCUUCAGCCUCCAAGUAGCUGGGAUUACAGGCAUGCGUCACUAUGCCUGGCUAAUUUUGUAUUUUUAGUAGAGGUGGGGGUCUCUCCAUGUUGGUCAGGCUGGUCUUGAACUGCCGACCUCAGGUGAUCCAUCUGCCUUGACCUCCCAAAGUGCUGGGAUUAUAGGUGUAAGCCACUGCGCCUGGCCCUUUUUCUUUUUUUUCUUUUUGAGAUAGAUUUUCACUCUUGUUGCCCAGACUGGAGUGCAGUUUGAUCUUGGCUCACUGCAACCUCUGCCUCCCAGGUUCAAGUGAUUCUUCUGCCUCAGCCUCCUCAGUAGCUGGGAUUACAGGUGCCUGCCACCAUGCCUGGCUAAUUUUUUGUGUUCUUAGUAGAGACUGGGUUUCACCAUGUUGACCAGGCUGGUCUCAAAGUCCUGACCUCAGGUGAUCCACCUGCCUUGGCUUCCCAAAGUGCUGGGAUUACAGAUGUGAGCCAUCGCACCUGGCUCCCUUUUCUUUAUCAUUGAAGAUAUUGUUUAAAAGAAAGAAAAAAAUAGGUCCUAACAAUAUAUGUGCUACCCAAAAAAUGUGAACAUUUAGGACAUUAUCAUAAGUUGCUAUGGAAAUAACUGAAGUCUUCCUCAGGAGAAGGAAAGAAAAUUAGGAAAGUAAUGGCGGAGUCCAGAAACUCCCACCAGCUCACCUGAGGGGCACUGUGCAGCUAAAAUGCAACAAAACUGGUUUGUAGUAUUCUCCAGGGAUUCAGGCUUGGGAAACUUGGUAAGAAGUGUAUUUAUUUUUAAACAUUCAACUUUGGUUCUUCAAAGUAAUCUUUAAACACGGGAAUAUGUUUUCAAGAUAGUUCACAGGACAUACUUAAUGUACUUGGUGAGGUCUUUUCAGGAGUAUUCACCUCUGUUAAAUGGUAACAAGUGAUUGAGAAAGGGGAGAUACAGUUUUAUGUUCAGAACAGUUUCGUGUGCCAUUUUUGUACACAGAGGUGAUUCUUUUACUCUACCAUUAGUAGAACUUGCACGUUAGGCUGUCUGUCCUAGCAUUUGGGAAGUGUUUACGCUUCCUUCCAGGGACCGUCUUAUGACCAGAUGCAGGCUGUCUGUGAGAUGGUUAGCCAGAGUGAUCAGCGUCUGGGAAGAGUGGCUUUUGACCAGUCAGUACCUUGCUCUUUGUGCAUGAUGUAUGUCAAGUCAGGAAGCCAAGAAGCUGUUGCAUUAAAAUCUAGAUGCAUAGAGAUCCUUGCUAUGAGUUGUGGAUAAGGAGUGGCUUCAUCUAUCCUCUCGGUGAAAAAGUCCAGGAGCUCCUUUAGAGAUUGUCAAGUCAUAAGCUAUGAGCUGCCCUUAAUCCUCAGAAGCCUUACAAAAAUUGAAAUGUACCACUUCCUUCUACCCUUCGAGAAAAAAGAAAUAGAAACUCACUUGAUGCAGAAUGGAUAUUUAUAUUUCUGCUUGCACCAUUUCCAUAGCAGCUGAUUAAGGCAAAAUCAUGAAAUAGAAUCAGUUCUAUAAAUUGCUUCUUUAAAUUUUCUCUAAAUUGGCCAGGCACAGUGGCUCAUGCCUGUAAUCCCAGCACGUUGGGAGGCCAUGGUGGGCGGAUCACGAGGUCAGGUAAUCGAGACCAUCCUGGGUACCACGGUGAAACCCUAUCUCUACUAAAAAUACAAAAAAUUAGCCAGGUAUGGCGACAUGUGCCUAUAGUCCCAGCUACUCAGGAGGCUGAGGCAGGAGAAUCACUUGAACUCGGGAGGCGGAGGUUGCAGUGACCUGAGAUUGUACCACUGCACUCCAGCCUGGGCGACAGAGCGAGAUUCCAUCUAAAAAAAUAAAUAAAAAUAAAAAUUUCUCUGAAUUUUGACUUUAGGAAAAAAAUAAAACUAUUCAAUGACAGCUAGCUGUCACUGGUGCUACCCCAAUGCUUUCCAAUCUUUUAUGUAUUUUUUAUGAAUGAAACUGUUGAGGUAGGAAAGUCAAGGUCCAUGUAAGAGUAUCAUGGUGUAAAUAUAAUGGUUUCACAGCUGUUUGAAUUUUUCCUUUCCUGUGCCAGAUAUAGAAUACAGUCAACCCUUUUUCUCAGUAACUUAUGUUCACCAGUCUGUGCUUUUCUCCUCCCAGAAGGCUUUUCUUAGUGGUUGUAAAUGCAAGAAUCCUGGGCCCUGUGUUGCAAAGCUGGGUGGUCUGUCAGCAAAUUGAGCUGAUGGAUUUAAGAUAAGCCUUUGGGGUUCCUGUCAGUUUUCUGGGCUCUGAGGAAGGGUUGGACCUCUUUUAUACUCUCAGUGUUUUGAGUAUUUUUCAAAUGUUUGUAAGUUAUCUUGCACUGCUCUAAUAAAAAUGAAAGCUCUCAAGAAUUGGCUUUGGAUGGUUUGAAGAUCUAGGGGAAGAAAAACAAGUACACCUGAGACCUUCAGUUGGGCUUUUAUUUAGUUAGAAUAAAAAGUAGUUUGAUAACCUACCAGAGUUAGUGCUUCUUUAAAAACACUCCCUGAAAAGAUGGGGAUUCUCCCUUAGGAAAGCCAUAAAAGUGACUUCCAAUACAUUGCUAUUGCUUUUGAUUUUUAGUCCUUUGGAACAAAUGUCUGAUGUCUGAUGUUGUGUUUUUAGAGCUGUGAAAAAAAGUGUGAAAAAUUUUAAGGGGUAUUACUUAAAUGAUGAUGAUCUGGCUGAAUUAUGUGUGGGCGAGAAUCUAGGGUAGCUGUCCACUUCUCUUCUGUUGUCCUGGCAGUAAAGGAAAUAGUAAGCCAUGUCUUGAAAGUGAUUUGCUUAUUUCAUACUGACAUCUAAAGACAUCAGCCUUCUCUAUGGCAACCCUGGGGAUACCCCUCUGCACCAUAACUUAUUAAUGUUUGUUUUAGACAAGGCUAAACCUGAAUGACUCUAUAUAUCUCUAGUUUCAUUGCUCAUAUACCAGCUGCUACAAGAAAAACCAUGACUUGUAAGUUUGUCUUUAAAUUACUCCUAAUUGUUAAAUUAACUGAAACCCUUCCUAUCUAGGGAGGAUUGCUGCUAGUAACGUCAGUUUGCAAUGUUCAGCUUUAGAUAUGUGUUGUAUGGGAGUCUGAAAACUGUAAUAAACUGUAUUCAUAUCCUG
Molecule: messenger RNA, 6771 nt
Organism: Callithrix jacchus (white-tufted-ear marmoset)
Lineage: Eukaryota; Metazoa; Chordata; Mammalia; Primates; Cebidae
Gene: LSM11
Product: LSM11, U7 small nuclear RNA associated
Biological process (GO): mRNA 3'-end processing by stem-loop binding and cleavage
Cellular component (GO): U7 snRNP
Molecular function (GO): U7 snRNA binding
Source: RefSeq, a predicted model, not a curated record